GCGGAGAACGCACGCUAUUGUUAUAUCAUUAUCAUUGUCAUCGUCCGUGGCCAUUCGCGCCCGCCCCGCCGCGUCGCGACAGUUUUGCCCCUGUGUGCCGUCGACGUCGCCCGAAUCCUUGCCCCUUGUACCCUGAGAAAAUCGUGCUCCGUUGUGCCCCCGGAAGAAACCGCGCGAGCAACGAUCGGCAGGGACCGCGCGUGCAAGCGACACCCGGUGCAUCAACCGUCGACGACCUCGCCGGUGCACGCUCCUCGCGGGGUCAAAGGAUGACGGGACACACGGUCUCGCCGCCGCGCCCUCUGACAGCAAGCCGCGCACGGGGCGGCCCGCCUCUCUGAACACGUGGGAAAUACCAAGCCUCCCUUUUUCGUCCGCUCUUCGCCUCGCGCGAAAUCACCGAUCCACCUGUUCGCGAACCUUCAGUGGUUCCCGGUAUCUAGGCACCAAUCGAUCGCUCCACGUUCCCUUGAGCGGGAUCGUCGUCAACUGUAGGCAGCGGGAUCGCGAUCAGUCAAGUGUGAUCAGCUAGAUCGCGAUCGGUCGACAAGUGUGGUCGAUAGGUUCGCGAGUAGUCCUGUGAACAACAGAAUUGGGAACUGUCGUUUGUUGUGAGUGAGAAGGUACCUGAUAGUUGUUGCCUGUGAACGGUAGAAUAUGGAACAGUUGAGUGUAAACAACAGGAUUAGGGACAUUCGUCAACUGUGAUUCGCAAGAUUAGUCGUCGAAUGUAGCAAGGUAGCUGACAGUCGUCAUCUUUAAACAUCGGAGUCGAAGGCAGUUGAAUGUAAUUAGCAAAGCCGAGACCGGUCGUCAACCAGGAUCUGCAUGAUCGAGGACAAUCGUCAACAGUGAUUAACAAGAUCGCGAGCAGUCGGCAACUGUGAGCAAGAGGUUCUCGAACAAUCGUGAAUCGUGGUCGGAGGAAAUAGUCCGCGUCGAGUGUGACGGGUGGACGGAUUCGGCGUGGCGGGUUCGUCCGUGAUCUCUCUGCCGGACAAGGAGGAAGACGUCGUCUCGUCGAUUAGGAUCGCGGGGACCCGAUGACGGGGAGGAAGAGAAGGAGGACUCGGGACUCGACGGACGAGAUGGGCAGGAUCGAUCGGAAAGAGGCUACGGCUGACGCCUAAUUAAAUCGAUUAGACUUUGGGGUUAAUUGUUCUGGAACGUUGGUUCCGUUGCACGUCCGUCGCCGCUACUCUCGUCGUUCCUGUCUACGUUGCGACAGAGAGCGCGAGCGAUUCGCGAGCGGGCCGAUCGAACGAAAUCGUCAGCCGUUGACAAGUCGAUACGGUACCGAAGACAGUUUAGAGUUGUCAACGCGAGUCGACGAGGAAACUUUGUUGGCGAGUGACGUGCCUUGUUUUGCUCUGUAAGGGCAUUUCCCAUCCGCGUCGGGCGAACAACCAGUGUCGCCUCUUCUUCGCUUCCCCUCUGGUGCCUUCUUUUUCUUCCUCUCCUGGGUUCUUCGACGCUGUUCCCGUCCAGUUCUUCUCGCUCUGGUUCCCUCCGUCCGUUUCUAAUCGUUCCUUUUCUGCAUGGCCGGCGAUCGGAUUGAACCAUCUCCGGCGUGGUUGUCAUCGCCGUCCCCGGGCUGUGAAUAAAUGUGAACGCGUGAAAACUGGUGUCCUUCGUCCCGUGGCCAGUGCCGUGUUAUCGUCAUUCGUUGACAAACAACCCUGGGCUUCCGUCCGUGACCUGCUCCGAUCCUGUGAUCGCGGUUCGGAGCAAGAAAACCUGCUCGCGCGUCAGAGCGCGUAACGCUUGGUGACUACGUCGAUUGCUCAAUUAGUUUUAAACGUGCUCGCGAACAGUGCACCCGCGAACGGAUAGCUCUACUCGUACGUUCCUGUGACCAGUGAUCAGUGCGAGGUAUCCUCGAAAUCUCGUGUCAAGCGUGGACCGUUUGUGCCGUGAUAUCUCGAGCUCCCGCCAGCAAGCCGAUUACGCGGACGGAUGGUCGAGGUGAUAAAUGACUCGCGCGACCGACGCUCCUGUUCAGUGGAAGCUGCCAGUUGGAACUGACGAACGGUGUGCUUCCUGAUGUUCGCCGUAAUUGUCCGCCGGUGGAUGGGGUCGUCACGGCCAUAAACUCGAUCAGCUGGAAGGAGAUUCGAAGCCGAUUGAGGAUGUCCUCAAAGAGGAAGUCACCACCAACGAAGCUAUCGGAGGGCGGGGGCGGCACGGGUACAGUGGCAGGCGCCAACGAGGAGGAGGAGGACACGACCUCGUCGGUGACCGGUGGUCCCGGUGGCGAGACAGCCGUCGGCGAAGAGGAGCCCACCACCCCCGUAGGCAUCGAGGAGUGCUACCCGCACCAGAGGGGCGUUGAUUGCGAGUCGUCCGGGUGUUCGUCACCGGCGACGACCAGCGAGCCUGAUCUCAGGGACUCCCCAUCGCCGUCGUCCAACUCUCUGCGCACCAGCAAGCGACAGAGGAUCGUUGCCACCGGCCAGGACACGCUAACGCCCUACCACUACCCCCAUCACCAUCACCAUCACCACCAUCAUCAUCACCAUCACCACACGAACACAUCGUCUUCGUCGGGUGGUGUCGUGGAACCUGCUAGCUCCUCGGAGUGCGGCUCACCGCCCACACCCCUAACUGUCGACCCCUACUACCCAGCACAUCCUCACCACAAUAACAACAACACCGUCACGCAGAACAACAACAACAACGGCGGCAGCAGCGCCACGCAGGGCAGCAAGAGAUCCAUGGACGACGUACUGAAGAGGUUAACCUGCAAAAUGAACAGCGAGUCCUUGUCGCUGCAGGACGACACCACCAACAACAGGCGGAUCACACCGCCGCCGUUGUCCACGCCGACUGGACACAACACCCACUGCGGAGGCGUCGCCAGCGUGCCGAACAGCGUGGCGCCUUCACCCCCGGCCUCCGGAAGGAUGCAGAACACGGAAGGACAGGUCCAGCAGGACGGCGCCUCGGCGCUCCAUAGGGUCCUCUGCGCGGAAAGCUUCGCAGAGAAGGAACGAAGGCUCUCCGAGAUGAUACUGCAGCUGCAGCUGCUCAGGGAACAAUUGCUGCAACAGCAGGAUCAGUCGAAGACGUAUCCUGCGCACAUGACCGUGGACUCGCAGAAGCAAAUCGAGAUACAGCGACUGCAAACAGAGCACCUGAAGCGGCAGCAAGAGCACAUCAUGCAGCACAACAUCCAGGAGCUGCAGGCUCAGAUGACAAAGAGCCAGCUGAGCAUGUCGGGGCCACAAUCCUUGAUGUUCUUGCCGUUUCUCGAACAGCUCCGAGGGGUGGCCGUGCAAUCGCCAAUGCCGCCACCGUCGGCCACGUCGACAGCCACCACCAACAAACAUAUCAAUUCGAUCGCCAAUAUGAUCAGCAGCCAUCGAGAGGGUCCGAGCUGGGCGACGGCGCAUCUGGCGCAGAUGACCACACAGAUGGAGAAGGAAGCGUCCCCGACGCCGAUCUCCUCGGCAGUGGCGCCCACCGCGGCCCCCCUUCAGGACAUCGACGCACCAUUGAACCUCACCAAGCCCAAGUCCUCUUCUUCGGGGGCCACGGCGUCCUCUUCGUCGCCUGGGAGCGACUCCCACUCGACAGGGGCCGGAAGCAGCGGUCAUCAGGAGCAACCUCUGGCCGCGACUGCGCCUAAACUCUUUCCGCCUGGACUACCAAUGCCACGGAAUUACUUGACGACGCUUCCCUACGCUGGCCUCCCCCCGCACCUCAGCAGCCUCUCCUCGCCAAUGGGCAAGGUGAUGUCCAAGGAGGAAUCUGGGGGACCUGGAGGAUCCGCGGCCGCCGCGGCGGUGGCCGCCGUGGAGAAGCACUUCGCCAUGCACGGGAUUUACGGUCUGCCGCAGAGCGCAAGUGCGAUGCCGCCGUCGCCUCAGACUCAACGACCGAUCAAGCAUUCUGGCUCCCGGGAGGAGGCUACACAAGAGGAACAAGACUAUCUCUCGACGCCUCACAUGUGGCGGGAGCAAGGUUACAAGGUACCGGAAGACAUAACGGAAAAAGCGAAAAUGGUGAGACAGCAGAAAAGGGAGAGCGAGAACAAGCCACAUAUCAAGCGGCCUAUGAACGCGUUCAUGGUGUGGGCCAAGGACGAGCGUAGGAAAAUAUUGAAGGCCUGCCCGGAUAUGCACAACUCGAACAUAUCGAAAAUACUCGGUGCUCGGUGGAAGGCGAUGUCGAACUCCGAAAAGCAGCCCUAUUACGAGGAGCAGUCGCGGCUGUCGAAGCUGCACAUGGAGAAGCACCCGGACUACAGGUACAGGCCGCGACCGAAGCGAACGUGCAUCGUGGACGGGAAGAAGAUGCGCAUCUCCGAGUACAAGUCGCUGAUGCGACAACGACGACAGGAAAUGAGGCAGCUCUGGUGUCGCGACAGCGGCCCGGAGAUGGGUUUCCUGUCGCCGGUCGGCUCCGACAUAAGCGGACAACACCAUCCAGGAUCCGCGGGCCCGUCCGGCCGUCCAUCCGUCUCCCCGCCUGCGACGAUGUUGAACGGAGGUGGAGCAGGGCCCAGCUCGGACCAUCCAUCCUUCUACUAUCCCCAGGAUAGCCUGUCGCCGUCUGACAUGAUGAACUUCUCUCCAGAAAACUCUGGUUCCAUCGGUGGCUACGACGCCAGUCCGCGGCAUCACGACGAGGAUUGAACCGCGGCUCCGGGUCAGCCGCCAUGGCCACCCGGAGCAUCAUCCUCAGCAGCGUCAACGUCUCGACUCGGCCACGAGUUGUUCUGGUAACUGGAGGCGUCCUCGAGGUCCUCGAGCUUAGAAAAUGCUCGGGAACGCGAGUGGCGAGAACGAAAAACGAGGCGCGCGGCCGCGUUUCCUACGUGCUGAACGCGAAGACUCGCGUCGAGGAAGAACGUUCAUCUCGGAGUCGUACCGAGCGCUUCGAAGCCUCGCUCGAGAGGUUGUGAUAUAACGAUUUAUUUCUGUGCCAUCGUACGACGCGAAUCGGAGCGGUCCUCCAUCCUGGAUCCGCCGUCGUAUCGCCUAACGCGUACCACAGAUGGAUUCCGCUCUAGGCGUCCUCGCGUCGCGCCAUGGGACGAGUGUGUUGGUGCGUUAGGCCGACCACCCUAUGGCGUUAUCCGAGGCUGAAGUUUCACGGGACACCGGCGAACGUGAGAUUACCGGGAGGAUAACGGAGUCGACGAUUAUCCCGCUUGCUGUCGCGAGAGAAAAGGAAGAAGCGGCGGCGGGACGGUGGCGGAGGCGUUUCCAGCCGGGCAGGGACACACGGUGUAUUCUGUUCUUCUGUGUAAUCAAAACCGCGACCAAGGCGGCGCGAUCCGCUGAACGAUAAGGUCUGAUGUCGCGUGGUUAGGUAACGUUCCGAUACCUGGUGUCCACUUGAGUUUUACUCGUAGGGACUCGGUGCCGAGAACGAGGGCUCUUUCACACGAGCAAGCGGAAGAUCCUUUGCUCUGAAAGCUGCCCCGUCACUCCUGUGCUCUCGGAUACCGUCCGUGUCAGCGAACCCUUGUUCACGAUUCCGUGUCCACCAGAUUUCUGUGUCUAUCUCUUGGCAGAGACUCCUGGGGGCGGAGGGCUUCAGUGGACAUCAGGCACAACCCUACGCGCGGUUGUUGUUCGAACGGAGCAGGAAGCAACACGAGUAUAGGAUUAUACAUAAAUAAAUAAAUAAAUAAAUAAAAUAUAUAUAUACACACAUUAUAUAUAUACACAUACCUGAUUUUUCGUAAGACUGCCAUGUGUGUCACGUGCGCGCGCGGAAGGAUCGAUUCGAUUGGAGUCUCCCGCCGAUGCUCGAUCGAAACACGUUCGAUCGAGAGACGAUCGUGACACGUAAUUGUAUGCACGUGCGUGCGAGAUACGGUGCGCGGCCAAAAAAGUCUUGUUCCUAUUCCUUCUAGUGUGUAUGUGUGUGUCCAGCGAUACGCCAUUCCGGUCGGGCGUGUCGAUGAUGAGAAUCGAAGAUGAACGAGAAAAAGAGAGAGAGAAAGAGAGUGAGUGAAAAAGCAGAAAAAAAAAGAAAAACGCUGAUCCGUUCAAUCGCAUCUCGGGGAAUCCCGCGCGCGUACACCGCGUGUGCGCGCGAGAAGCACGCGCGUCGAGGCUCAUUCAUGCUAUCGACUUUCCCUGACGCGAGAGUUUGGUCGAGACAGUGUGAAAUGAAAUCCAUUAUUAACACGUUCACUCUUCCCAUAAGCAGAGAUAGAGGUCACACGUUCUGGAUAUGUAAUAACUACGAGCAUCUUGAAUCCCACCUGUUCUGAUCCACACAAAGGCCAGGGUCAACGUGCCAACAAGUAACGGUUAGCUCCAAAAUAACACAAAUUAUUGAUUUGAACUCUACGAACGUAGUAUAUAUAUUUACCUAUUAAUCUAACAAUGUUUAAUGAUCAUCGUAAAAAUUGCAAAGUAACCACUAUCCAACUCUGCUAUAUCGGAACUCGUGCACCUGGUGGACUGCUCCUCGACUAUAAGGCGAUACUUUCGACCACCUCUAUCAGGCCUUUAUCGACUCUCGUGCGAUGCAGAAUGGACAGCAUGAGUGAGUCCUUAGAUCGUCCAAUCCAGCGUCCCGCACGACGGACGGUCCUUUUUCCGUAUACACGCAAUCACUAUAUCCGGUAUUCGCACGAGGACCGGUGGACAGAGAGCGAGAGGAGACAGGUGGUGUCGCUGUCGAGCGAUUCACCUGCACGUCAAGGUAACCACGUUCGUUCGAUCUAAAUCACUUAAUAGUACUUAUAGUAUUUUCGACAUUAAUUUAUUCACCCUAAUCGUAACGACGGUUACAAUCGGAUCGAAGUCAACGGGCCACUAGAUGCCACCGAGUGGUUGUCCCUAUCGUUUCAUGUAUCCCAUUUUUUCACGAGUUUAUAGUCGCCGGAACAAAAUGUAAUCACCUCGUGAAACCUGCUGGGUGCCAAGAUGGUAGCAACCUUGACUGCAGGGUGCCAACAAUUUCAGGAAUAAAUUGGAGGAAUGCCUUUUGGGGCACUAAGACUUGGGUGUUCCGAUGCUGCGAGUAGUAAACAGUAGGUCAUCGUGCAAAGAUGGACACAAUUUUCUUGGAAUAAUUUUUCGAUUGAAAAAUUAUUCAGGUAAGCCUUUAUUUUGUCAAACCUGACAUCUGAUUAUUUUUCAUCGGAAUUCCUAAUAUAAUAAUUCUUGCCCAUCUCUGCCCUGUGUACCCAAGAGACCCAUUUGUUUGUACCUAAUAAAAGGUAUCGGUUUAUAGACCUAUCGAAACUGUCCGAAGAAGAUCGCAAUAUUUGUUCCCUCGACUAUACGGUAGAGGUUGAUACGAUACGAUUCGAUUCGCAAUUGGAGAAGUGGUCUUUAGUGGCUCGACAUUGAGUUCGCUCUGACCAUAGCCGAGACAGAGUUGAGAUACUCGGGAUUAGUGAUGGGGCCGAGGUGUGUUUGGAUGCUAUCGAUACAUUGAUAUUAGAUAACGAUCCUCUUGUAUCAAAUCGUCGAAGGAACGAUUACCAACAGUUUGAGAUUUUUUGAGACACGCGAUCGUCGUAUCGAUACGUAUCGAUUACAUCAAGUUUUAUAACUGUUUACAAUUCCCAUGAGAAAUCAAACAAGCCAAUGGUGUUACGGCCAAUGCCAACUGGCUGAUAAUAAAGAUGUCUUCCCUUGUCGCUCCUCCUCAGUUUGCUGCUCAUUCUUAGGUGACUGUUCCGCCAGUCCAGUAGCUCUCAUUUCUUCAUUCUACUAGGAGACUGCAUAGUUUACAUAUUUACAAUAUAUAUAUAUAUAUAUAUAUCAGUUUUUAUACGCAUACGGAUAUCAUAACACCACAAAAAUCUCACGACUACCACACGUACAACACACACAUUCCGCGCAUAUCACAUACAUAUACAUACACACAUCGCAAACAUAAUAAAGAAUAAAUAUUUAUUCGUUCGUCUUUGUCCUUUGUUACUCGGAUGAAUGAUUUGGAACGAAACAAUUUUAUUCGAAUGAUUAUCUUAAUAAACAUUUACACAAAUUUAUUCUAGCAAUAUCCAACUGUGAUACUAUAUCAACGUCGCCGUUGUCUUGUUGAAGUCUCAAUGAUCCUUGAUGUUCGAAUAUACAAUUCGAUACACGAUACAUAAGAAAUAUCGCACAUUUACGUUUUACCAAUCCUAAUGACUGCUUAUUUCGAUAGCUUUGAAUUGAUACCUAUAAAUAUUAACGAGUAUGUCAUUAGAUUGGCCCCAUCACUAAUCGAGACGGCUUGUGUACACUCGGUUCAAACGAUUCUAACAAGGAACAUCCGCAAAGUAUCACUCCCCAAUUUUCUUGAAACUUCGCAGGUUUAUAGAACGAAAAAAAAAUUAAAAAAUGCAAAUAUCCCCAUUUUCGACCAUGUUAGUAACUUACAAAGUUUGGUCAAAAAGGGGGAGUGGGAUCGCUUCGCGAAUAUUCCUUCUAGGUGUACGCGGGCGAUGGAUGAAACACGACGAAGAGAAUAUUCAAAAGAGAAACAGAAUGCAAAGAAAUAAACCGUAGGGAAAGAGUGUUAGGGGAACGGGAAGAGUUGUAUAAGGGCACGCGCGACGUCAGUUUUUAGUACAAUGUUACUGUAUAAAAUUACGGCGGGGAAUUAGCGUUAUUUAUUGAAACGACGUGCGAACGAAACGAUGAAAUUCUAAUGAGACGUUAUGUUUGUUUUCGAUGUCUGGAACACGCUGUUACGUUUUUUCCACAUUUUUCCGAGUUGCGUUCGCACUCUACCCGGAGAGGGGUCGAAGCUAACUUUGUUUACCGUGUUGGCUCGGUGCUGAAAAAAGGGGGGGAGGGGCGAGUACCGAUCGUAAUAGCGAUACAGCGAGUCGCUAAAUUAUUGGCACCGAUAAUCGAAAACAUCGAAAACGAAGAAAACAUGCUCUAUCAUGCAGCACUACUUUGAAGUUCGAUUAUCAAGCACUCUUUGUGUUUCCCAUACCAAUACCCAAUAUUUCGCCUUAUAGCGAGGAACAACUGUACGUAAUUCAAGUUUUCGUGUCAUUAAUUUUAAAACGUAAAAGAAUCAUACGGAAUUAUUAACAGUUUCUCUCGUAAUUAUAAAACAUAUUGUCACUGUCUCAUGCUUUCAUCAAUCUCGAAUUUAAACCUUCGAUGUUUUCGUCGAAAAAUAGAAAAAUUCUUUUUAUCAGUGUCAAUAAUUUCGUAGCUCGCGGUAGCUAAACGCAUGUAACGUCUCGUGGUUCGAGGAACGUAUCGAAAAACCGGACAGCAAAGAUUGGGAGCUCGAUGUGAUAAUAUUUAUGUGCCAAAUAACGUUUUCGCGGGCCGGAGGGCCAGAGGACAGUGUGUGCGCAUGGCCCAUCCGGUUCCGGGUCGCGGCGGAAGUUGGCUCGACGUGAAACACGAUAACUUUUGCGUCUCUCCUUUUUUCACCGUUCUUAUUUCUUUUUUUUAUUUGUUAUUUAUAUUGUAAUCAGUGCAAUUCUAUACAAGGUACCUAAUAUAAUUUUAUAAAAAGAGCCAGUAUCCUCGAUGCGUCUGCGCCCGUGUUUCGGGCCGGUCGGUUCAAAUACCGCGGCCGUCGGCAGAUAGGAUAGCUUAAUGUUGAUAUAAUAAUUUAUUUUAUGUAUAUACAUGGAUUUGUACAAUUGCCUCGGCGGUAUUCAUCGAUCAGAACGGCCCGAUGCAAAAAGAAAAAAAAAAGGAAAAAACCACAUGUCAAUACUAUUAAUGUACAGUGUAACUAUAUUGUGAUGUAUCCGCGUAGCUGCAUAUAAUAAUGUAAUUACCUCCCCCGAGGACACCGUAGGUUUAACGAUGUUAAAAUGCGAUCGCAUAUUCUUAUUUUCAUGGUCAUUAUUACGUCUAUUAACUAGCCUUAAUAUUAUUAUUAUUACUACCGCCUUCAAUUUUA
Molecule: messenger RNA, 9840 nt
Organism: Hylaeus volcanicus
Lineage: Eukaryota; Metazoa; Arthropoda; Insecta; Hymenoptera; Colletidae
Gene: Sox102F
Product: transcription factor SOX-5
Exons: 10
Coding region: 2130-4637 (835 amino acids)
Biological process (GO): regulation of transcription by RNA polymerase II; cell fate commitment
Cellular component (GO): nucleus
Molecular function (GO): DNA-binding transcription factor activity, RNA polymerase II-specific; RNA polymerase II cis-regulatory region sequence-specific DNA binding
Source: RefSeq, a predicted model, not a curated record